AUUGAAUCCAAAUCCGGAAGUCAAAGCAAGGAAGGAAGUGAAGAAGAGAGAAAGGAGCGCCGGAGCUGAGUUCCCACUUGUUGAAGCCAUGGCCGGAGGGGAAGUUUCGUCGACGUCGGGGCAGGUAAUGUUAAUCGAGGAAUGGAACGGCUCGGCCUCGACUAAGCUCUUCAAGACUGCGACUGUCACUGCUUCUUCUUCUUCUUUCUCAAUCGAGAGAUCCGCUAAUAGGUUCGGUCACGUCUGGCGGGGAAUCCUUCAAGCCUUUGUGCCUGAGGGUUUCCCGAGCAGUGUGACGCCAGAUUAUGUCCACUUCCAAGUCUGGGAUUCGUUGCAGGGACUUUCUACUUAUAUAAGAACCAUGCUUUCAACACAAGCAUUGUUAAGUGCAAUUGGGGUCGGUGAGAAAUCUGCCACUGUCAUUGGUGCCACAUUUCAGUGGUUUCUGAGGGACUUAACUGGAAUGCUUGGAGGCAUACUGUUUACAUUUUACCAGGGUUCAAGCCUUGAUAGCAAUGCCAAAAUGUGGCGUUUGGUUGCAGAUCUUAUGAACGAUCUUGGGAUGUUGAUGGACCUCAUAUCACCAUUGUUUCCUUCAGCCUUCAUAUUUGUAGUUUGCUUGGGGAGCAUCUCGAGAUCGUUUACUGGUGUUGCCAGUGGCGCAACUAGAGCUGCUUUGACACAGCAUUUUGCCCUUCAAAAUAAUGCUGCUGAUAUAUCGGCAAAGGAAGGAAGUCAGGAGACAGUGGCAACAAUGGUUGGAAUGGCAUUGGGGAUGCUCGUAGCACGAUUUACUACAGGAUACCCUUUUGCAAUUUGGUUCUGUUUCCUGUCACUCACUGUUUUCCAUAUGUAUGCAAACUACAGGGCUGUCCGUUGCCUUGCAUUAAACUCGUUGAAUAUGGAAAGGAGUUCAAUACUUUUGCAGCAUUUCAUGAAAACUGGCCACGUUCUCUCUCCUGAACAGGUUUCUAGGAUGGAACAUAUUUUACCCUUAUGGACCGCUCCUCGGAUCUCAAAGGAGGUUAAGCUGCUGCAUAGCCAAGUCCUAUUAGGUGUCAGGGUUUCCUCACUGCAUCACAAGGAAGUGAUGGAUAUAUUACAAUCUUCAGGAUCCUAUUACAGGAAAGCAAAGUACUUGCUACUAGAAGUGGAUGGGAUUAUAAGCAUCAUCGUGCAUAAAGAUGCCACUGCAUCUGAUGUCCUCCAGUCAUUCAUUCAUGCACUUGUUCUGGCAUAUUGUACGGAAGGAACCGCCCCUCAUGUAGAGAGCCAAUCGUGGAUGGAUAAACAGUAUGAGAUGUUCAUUUUAAAGCUAAGCUCAUCAGGAUGGAAAACCGGACGCCUUCUUUGCCCCUCAAUCAUUUGGACUGCAAACUGGAUACAUAGUCCUUUAAAUGAUAAGAUUGAUUAGGCAGCUACCCUUCAUGCAUCAUUGUUUGCAUUGAUCGUGAAGCGAUUCACCACUAACCUCUUCCAUACCAGAAUUCGGGACCAUAUCCUUAGGAUUGUAGACAAUGUUACACCAGAGUAAUGUCAACCUCCCUUGUUCCUUCAAUUUGCAACUUUUGUACUUACAGCAUCUCCAAAUAGAAAGUUAAUUUCUCAGCCUUUUCAAUUACCCCUUUCUCUAUUAUUAGCAACAAAAGUUUACCAUAUAUUGGAUUUGUAGGGAACUUUCGAUUUUCCUACUAUAAUAGACAGCAGUGUGUUACAUACUUCUUCCCAAGAAUAUUGAUUAUCCAUGCAUCAAAGAAUGGUCAUUUUCGAUGGCCGGAAGACGCCAUGAGGAUUCCGACGGCAGCAAUGAACAUGGAAAGCAUAGCCACAAGCAAUAUGUAUGUUCUUCUGGAAGAUUUUCGGUACUCUUUGAAGAUCAGUAUCCCCCAAAAUGUGCUCACAAGUGGUAGUGCCUUAACAGCAUCUGCAGCUGCAUAACCAGCAGCUUGGCCUCCCAUAAACUGCAACCCAUUCCCAAACCCACACAGAAGACCAGCCAGAAAAGCCCAACCUCUGCCGUUCCAGUCGUUGAGAUAUGCCUUUGGUGUCGAUCUAGGAAGGUUCAGAACCGGGCGGUAAAGGAAAAUGACAUUCAGAAUGAUGGCCAGAACAAAGCAAGAGAUGGAGAACCAGAAGAAAGCAGUGUAGACGACCAGCUUAGGAACUCCUUUCUCCAACGCGUGCCAUUGAUCGUUGGUUGCCAAGUUGAAAGCCGGUGAGAAGAGAGAGAAGCAGAAGCCGGCGAAGAAUGUUAUGGCCAAGCCUAUCAUCGUGCUCUUCCCAAAAACCUUGAUGGAUCUUCGGUUUUCAAGUUCUAUAAGGAAAUCUGCUGUUCCAGCUAACGCCUUGUUUCCAGUAUUGCUACCAUUUCCAACAUUUUCACCAUUUUUCCGAUCAGUUGGUAAGCUACUGAGCUUGGCUUUGUUAUCUGCAGAAUUCGAUGAAUGGACAGCUGAACCAAAACAAACAGCAAUGAAGAAGCAAGCCACUCCUGGGAAUAGAAUCUCUGCUCUGUUGAUUUUGUUAUCCAAGAAAUAGUUUAAGGUUGUUCCUAUUACUACAACAAGGCUAGAAGUGAUGACUUCUGUGACAGACAGGCCAACAAAAGCCCAAGCAUACUGUGUGCAGAGAUUGCCAAGGCUGAGAACUAAACCGCCAGCCAUGGCAAAAAGAACUGAAGGCCAAUUAUCUCCCAACUGGAAAUAUGAAAAGAGAGAGAAUUCAAGAGAGAAACCUGCAAACCCCAUGGAAGCAAUCUUCAAAACCCAACAACUAACCUGAGAAAGCUGAGGGAAAAAGUUAGGGCUUUCAUGAGUGCUGCUCCCAAUCUGGCCAAAUGUCAAGGCUAUAAUGAAUGCAGCUAGGAGAUUGGUUAUGGAGUAAUCAAGGUAAGUGUGUUGAGGAAGGCGUCCUCGACGUUCGAGUAGAGUCAAGAUAGCUGGCCAUGUCCCCAAGAAGAAGAGGGACAAGAACAUACAAGCUAUAGCUCCCCCUUUGCUCUCCACCAGAUACAUUUUUCUGACACGCUUCCUCUGUUAGCCUGCAACAAGGUCAAAAGAGAUUCCCUGAUCAAACUCUAACGCAGGAGUUGAAGAUUCCUGAAACAACUUCCUCUGAUGUAAACUGAGUCUGAGAAUUAGUGUUGUGAGGAAUCUGAAAAGGGUUGGCUUUCUUUUGCGGUCUG
Messenger RNA from Linum tenue, 3184 nucleotides. The record is from the annotation of a GenBank genome assembly. NCBI's taxonomy places the organism in Eukaryota, Viridiplantae, Streptophyta, Magnoliopsida, Malpighiales, Linaceae.